AGUGUUAUUCUAUGGAAUUGGCACAAUCAAUGUAGGACUAUUUCAUCAACAAUGGCUUUUCUCCUAACUUGACUGAGCCUGGUCCUCAUAACAUAAGUGGGGUUGCAGUACAGGAUGUUUAGUCAUUGGUGGAUUUACAUUUUUAAUAAGAGUAACACUUGAUGGUUAUGAUGUGAACUCAAAUUUGUUGAUAAUGGGAAACCAGUAAGCCCUCCAAUGCUACCACUGAGGAAAGGGGAAGCCUUAUUGGGUUGGUUAUCAUAGUCUUUGAUGGCAGCCCCCUUUUCAUACCUGUAAUAGACCUUGUUGCAAAAUGUUUAGAACUAAGUUGAACUGACCAUUCUGUGGCGUUCGCUUCCUCUCGCAUCCUCCCUCACCUAAAACAAAGAAAUGCAAUUCAUUCUGCGUACAUCUCAAUAGUUAAGCGGUCUAGUCGAUAUGAAAAUGGAAUACCAACAGAUUCUUUCACCUGUCAAUUUCUUAUAUCUAACCAGAACGUUUCAUUAAUUUUGAAUUGGCUUAUUUAACCCGGGUGCCACCUACUGGCUGGAUUAAGUCUCACAUGUUAGAGACUUAAUGCAUUCCUUGUAAAUCAAUAUAGUGCCUAUGAAAUGGACUUCAAGCCCCUACCCUAGACACGUGAAGAUGUCUGAAAGGCGUGAAUACAAUAUGGCUGACAUUCUACAUAGCCUAUCAGAGGGUAAGGUGGAACUAUUACCAUACUAACUCUAUAACGGAGUUCGAUAACUGAUGUAUCUGGUUUUCAGGGAUACAGCUAAUUCAAUCUAGCUUCCUUUUCUGCUGAUAACCGGGUGUGGGAACUCCGCUCAGUCGUUUACUUUUACACCAACUACAUUAGGUUAGCUUAAGCCAGGACAAUCCUUUAAAGGCAAGUGCAGUCAAAAUCCUAUUUUUCCUGUGUUGUGUAUCAUAUUGUACAACAUCGGAUUAAACGAACACUGUAAAAGUGUGAAAAAUACAAUAUAGACAGAACCUUCUAAUCAGCUGGUUUGAAUGGGCGGGAAUUUCGGCUUGCCUGGUGACAUCACCAAUUGGUGAAUUGACCAAUAACAAAGAGUUCCAAACCUCUGCAAAUAACAGUUUUCAGUUUUCCCCUCAGACCACUCACAGACAGUCCUAGCAAAAUUCUUGGUUGAGAAUUUUUUGUUACUAAAGAAGCUAUUUUUGUCUAUUUUAAUGGACAACUAUUACAGUAAAGUACUUAAUUGUUACAAAAAAAUUAUUUGAUAUUUAUAUUUAAAAAACCAUCUACAUCCCUAGGUAGUAGGUAGGGCCUAGGGGCCAAUUAGAGGUUGUGCAAACCUUCUGAAAAGUGAUUGGUUAACCCAGGAUUCCACCUGUUCUCAAUUAAGUAGUGAUUUUAACUUGAAGUUGUUUGGUCCUCAGUAGAGUAUUUUGGCUUACUGAUAUUGGAAACGCUGACUGCAUGUUAUCUUGUGUUGAGGUUCAUAAACAAUACUUUUAGUUUUAUCAAUUUUUUUGUUGGAGUGUAUUUUUCCUGACUCGUAAACCAUCAAUCUAUUUCAUUCAGUACUAUGGCUUCCUCCGGUCACAUGGCAACGAUCAUUGAUUUGACCCAUGAUGACACAGUACUUGAUGCAAUGGAGUCUACGUGCAAUGAUCUCCAUGCGUGUAAUCCCCAUCGAGACGUGCUCUCAGAACUCUCCUCUAUUGCUUCCAUGCAGAGUGAGGUGUUGGACACUGCAGAGCGGCAGCAGAAACACCAGCAGUUGAGGGUCUACCUAAGGGUGAGGCCCUUUUCCAAGGAUGAGAUCUCCAACAAUGAGGACCAGGGUUGUGUGGUUCUUGAGAAUGCCAGCACGGUAAUGUUACAUGCGCCCAAAGGCUCUGCUACCAUGAAAAGCAGUGAGAAGGGCAUUGGCCAGGCGACGCAUCAAUUCUCAUUCUCUCAGAUCUUUGGGCCUGAGACGAAGCAGGCAGAUCUCUUCGACGGCACCAUCAAAAGCCAAGUAAACGAUUAUCUGGAGGGGAAGAAUGCUCUGGUCUUCAGCUAUGGUGUGACCAAUGCAGGCAAGACCCACACAAUUCAAGGAUCCCAGAAAGACCCUGGUAUUCUCCCCCAGGCGUUGGAUGUCAUCUUCAGACGCAUCAAAGGGAGACAGUAUGAGAACAUGGAUCUGAAGCCGUACCUCAGUAGCGACGCUCAGUACCUAGGGCCUGACCAGGUCAAACAGGAAAGAAACACCAAAGCAGCUGUAUUUGCUCUACUCAAAGAGGAAAAUGAACCCCCACGAGUCAGUGGAGUUUCAUCCUACUCGUCCUCUACGGGAAGCCUCUCCUUCUCAGUCUCCUAUGAUAACACUGAUAACACAGUUGAGUUUGUGGAUGCGUCGUCUGGUGAGCGGGACCGGAGCCUGUUCGCCAUGUGGGUGUCGUUCUACGAGAUCUACAACGAGAGUGUGUAUGACCUGCUGCAGGCGUCGCCUACCUUCAAGACAAAGAGACGCACAGCCCUCCGUGUGUGUGAGGACAGUGCGGGCAACUCGUAUGUCAGAGAUCUAAAGUGGAUCAAUGUUCACAACUUAGAGGAGGCAUGCAAAAUUCUCAGAGUUGGAAAUAAAAACCGAAGUGCUGCUUCCACUAAGAUGAACCAUUCAUCAAGCAGAAGCCACAGCAUAUUUACCAUCAAAUUACUGAGAAUUGAUGGAACUGUGGUUCAGAGUAUGUCAGAACUCUCUCUGUGUGACCUGGCUGGCUCGGAAAGAUGCGGCAAAACUAAGACAUUUGGGGAGAGGCUGAAGGAAGCAGGGAACAUCAACAACUCUCUGCUCAUCCUGGGGAAAUGCAUCGCUGCCCUGCGCAGCAACCAGAGUGAUGGGAUGAAGAACGGCUAUAUUCCCUUCAGGGAGAGCAAACUGACCCGUCUCUUCCAGUCCAUCUUCUGUGGGAAGGGCCGAGCCUCCAUGAUUGUGAACAUCAAUCAGUGUGCAUCCACAUAUGACGAAACUCUCCACGUCAUGAAGUUCUCUGCCAUCGCCAAGCAGGUGGUCCAACUGAUCCCAACAAAGUCUCUAGAGUCUCUAACCCCGCGGCUGGUGGGGCGCGAUGGGAAGCCUCUGCUGAAGAACGGGGUCAUCGACGACCAGGCUCUAGAGCACUACCUGUCUGAAGAAGAGCUGCUGGAUGAAGAUGAAGCAGACAUGUCCAUUUUACCCCAGGAGGAUCUCCUGAAUGUGAUCGAGAAUCUCAGGACCAAGCUCCUGGCUGAGCGACGGAAGAACUUGGUCCAGGAGAUUGACAUCCGCAAGGAGAUGGGAGACGCUAUGCUGCAGCAACUCAUGGAGAGCGAGGAACUCAGGAAUCGUCAGGUGGCUGAGCUGAAGGAGAGCUACCAGGAGAAGCUGGAGAACACAUUUGAGAUGUACAAGGAUGCCCUAAAGGACCAUGCCUACCAGCGGGCGCUGGAGCGCGUAGAGGAUGAUUACGUACCCCUUGAUGAGUUCAUCGCUGAGCAGGAGAAAGUAGAGGCACUAGAACAGAAGCUGUCUGAGAUGGAACGGAAGCUGUCAGGUUCCACAGUGGGUUCAUUUAUGGUUCCAACCAAAGAUAACUCGAGCCAGACAGAGAGCAUCUCACCACCACCACCUGUGGCUAUGGAGGAAGGGUCAACGGAAGUCUCAGCAGGUGAUGUCAUCACAGCUGUUUCCAAAGAUGCAGAGAGAUGCAAACUCCUUUUGAAAGAAAAAAGUGCAGUGGAGAAACUCUGUGAGCAGAAACAAGCGCUGAUUGUGUCUUUGGAAAAAAGGAUAACAGUUCUGAAUGAUGCACUACGUGAGGCCGGAGACUGCUUCUUUGAAAAAACGGCAGAAAUAGAGACUUUACAUAAGAAGCUAGCUGACCAGCGUCAUAUCUCUGUUUCUCAGGCACAGGAUCUGGAGAGUAUAGGUAAGGGCAAUCUGGAGAAGGACAAAGAACUGGCGGCGUUAAAAGAAGAGCUGGCCAAGCUAUCCCAGAAGUCCCCUGUCCAGUCCAAGCCCAAGCGUGGUUUCAUGGCCAACAUUAGGCAAUCUGUGACGUCGCCACGAACAAGCACCAUUGCCAGGACACUGAGGAAAUCUGUCAGGACCACACCCUUGCUGAAAAAGCCCUUCCACUAACUACAGUCUUCCCCACGUUUUAAAUGUUUUAGGGCACUAUACAAUCUGUAUCGCUGAAGCGUUACAGAUUGCGUGAUAGAAAUAUAAAGGUAAUUUCCAAUUGAUCCGACAUGAAUGCGGUCUCUGCAACUCGGGAACAUUUCCAUCACACUAACGCUGAACUUCAGCGAUGCGGAUUGAAAAGCGCUCUUAGUUCUCUGUUUUUCUAACUCUUAAAUAAAAUGUAUAUUGAA
This is a messenger RNA of Coregonus clupeaformis (lake whitefish), 4372 nucleotides long. RefSeq lists its product as uncharacterized. Gene Ontology annotation, cellular component: spindle microtubule; nucleus. The record is from RefSeq and is a predicted model, not a curated record. Gene Ontology annotation, molecular function: plus-end-directed microtubule motor activity; ATP binding; microtubule binding. Lineage: Eukaryota; Metazoa; Chordata; Actinopteri; Salmoniformes; Salmonidae. The transcript is spliced from 19 exons. The coding region runs from base 1557 to 4139 and encodes 860 amino acids. Gene Ontology annotation, biological process: mitotic spindle assembly; microtubule-based movement.